Molecule: messenger RNA, 870 nt
Organism: Lottia gigantea (owl limpet)
Lineage: Eukaryota; Metazoa; Mollusca; Gastropoda; Lottiidae
Exons: 6
Coding region: 1-870 (289 amino acids)
Source: RefSeq, a predicted model, not a curated record
AUGCCCUGGUACUAUCAGUGGCCUAAUCAUCUUAUGUUAGAUAAGAUAGGUUCGCAACAACAAUAUGCUGGCAAAACCAAGGAAACAGCAUUCCUAAAUGGAACAUUCAAAUGGAACCAUGGAGUGUUAAAAACUACCUUUCCACAAGAAAAGAUCUUCGGUGGGGGUAAAACAUUUUCAGAGAUUAUCGGUACAGAAAAAGAUAAUGCACAAUGGACUGGAAAACGAGCGCCUUCGAUUUUGAAGACAUUUGAUUCAACUAAUCAAAAGAAAAAUACUAAAUCCGUAUCAUUUGCUGUCCCAAAUUCAUCUGACGAGGAAGCUUAUGAUUACUCUGAAGAUGAUACUGAUUCAGACUAUACAAACUCAGAUCUUGAUGAUUCUGCCUCUCCAAGUGAAAUAGAAGAGAUCGAAGAUGCCAUCAAAGUAAAAUCACUGAUUAAAUGGCUGAUUAAAGUAGUAUUCGCUGGAUUACUCCUUGGAUGUAUUGUGUACUAUGGAGUUUCUUACUACUUUCAUGUGGAAGAAAUCGUAGAUAACAGCUACUGGGGUUGUUUUAAGAGAGCAAUUCUCCCACAAGAAAAAGUGGUAGACACCUUUUGGGGAUCCGUCAAGAGGGUUAUCUUCCAACAACAACAAGUGGUAGAUAACACCUUUUGGGGAUCUUUCAAAAGAGGCAAGAUUUUAAAACAUUAUUUCAGAAAUACUUCUUUAAGGCACUUUACUACAUACUCCAUUGGUGGUAUAGAUGGGAAAAUGAUAAUAACGCUGAGUGACGUCAGGCAUUCUGGAAGGUUCAACAUGCUCUAUCCUGCUGUAAGGAUCAUCAUAAUGGAGCUCAAAUUCAUUAAAUUUUUAAUGUUGGAGUAA